This is a messenger RNA of Labeo rohita (rohu), 2372 nucleotides long. RefSeq names its product poly(rC) binding protein 4 (gene pcbp4). Gene Ontology annotation, molecular function: mRNA binding. Gene Ontology annotation, cellular component: nucleus; cytoplasm. Gene Ontology annotation, biological process: negative regulation of mRNA splicing, via spliceosome. Lineage: Eukaryota; Metazoa; Chordata; Actinopteri; Cypriniformes; Cyprinidae. The transcript is spliced from 14 exons. The record is from RefSeq and is a predicted model, not a curated record. The coding region runs from base 228 to 1610 and encodes 460 amino acids.
UCUCUCUCUUUCGCUCUCUCUCUCUCCCUGACAUCGGGGUUUUCUGUCUUACAGUAAGCGCCUGGCACUGACAAUGUGGACAUCAGCGGGGAAUAUAUAGUGUAUCAUCUAAAUUCGCAUCGUGAUAUCAGCGCAUUCAACUUCAUUAUUACCAGAGUGGUGAGUGGAAGGAGAGAGUCCUGCCUUCCCCCCUCCCUGCCCAUUCCAUCAUCCGUAGAGCAUCUUUCAUGCGUCUCCCUGGGCCCGAAUCCCACGUCAGGAUGAACUGUGAGCAGGAUUUUGGAGAUGGAGGCAUGAACGUCACUCUAACUCUCCGGCUGCUCAUGCACGGCAAGGAGGUCGGCAGCAUCAUAGGCAAGAAAGGAGAGACGGUGAAGAGGAUACGAGAGGAGAGCAGUGCACGUAUCAAUAUCUCAGAAGGCUCGUGCCCGGAGAGAAUCAUCACCAUCACUGGCGCUACAGAGUGUGUGUUUAGAGCCUUCACUAUGAUCACAAUCAAACUGGAGGAGGACUUGGCUGCUCUUGUGGCGAACGGCACAGUCACCAGUAAGCCUCCAGUCACGCUGCGGCUGGUCAUCCCAGCCAGCCAGUGCGGUUCCCUCAUAGGCAAGGGCGGCUCCAAAAUCAAAGAGAUCAGAGAGAAAACAGGGGCUCAGGUACAGGUGGCGGGAGAUCUGCUGCCUAACUCCACAGAGAGAGGUGUGACGAUAUCUGGCAGUCAGGACGCCAUCAUCCAGUGUGUCAAGCUCAUCUGCACUGUAAUACUGGAGUCUCCUCCAAAGGGUGCUACAAUUCCGUACCGCCCCACUCCUGCUCCAGGCGCGGUGCUCCUUGCUGGAAAUCAGGUUUUCGAAACAUCAGAGUUUGCGUCUCACCCGCUUUUCUCAGUGGCUCAGGGAGGGCUGGAUCUGCAACAAGCUUAUACUGUACAAAACCAAUACGGCAUUCCACACUCAGAGUUGGCCAAGUUGCACCAGUUGUCCAUGCAGCAGGGUCUUGCCCCCAUAGCUCAACCCACGGCCACCCCAGUUCUGCCUGCAGGCAUCGAGUCCAGUUCCCAGACAGCAUCACAAGAACUUCUCAUUCCAAAUGACCUGAUUGGUUCAAUAAUCGGCAGACAGGGUACAAAAAUCAACGAAAUCCGCCAGGUGUCAGGAGCUCAGAUCAAGAUUGGCAGUCAACUGGACAGCACCAGUGACCGACAUGUCACCAUCACAGGCUCCCCAAUCAGCAUCAACUUGGCCCAGUAUCUAAUCACAUCCUGUUUAGAGACCGCCAAAUCCACUGCCCAGUCCUCCUCCAUGUCGACCCCUGUAGACCUCAACAUGAGCUUCACCCAGACUGCUCCCCCUGCAUCGUCCUCUGCCGCAGCCCUGGCAGCGAUGGGCGGCCUGCCCCACGCUCCAAUCUUGGGCGCCCCCUAUACCCUCCCCCUCUCCAGCCUCCUGGGAAUCAAAUCCGUCCCCUUCCUGGCACUCUCGGCCCCCGCUGCCACGGCCGCCGCAGCCGCCGCCGCCCCCGCCCAUGGCACCUUGGCCUCCUACACCGCCAAGAUCUCCUCGGCCAACGGCAUCAAGAAACCAGAGCGACAGAAGUUUGCGCCCUACUGAAGAGGAACUACCGAGUACCUCCUUUGUUUCCGAGAGGGGAAUACUUUGAGGGGUCUUCUCUUCUAGCCUGAUGUAGCGGUGUAGAAACAGACAGUACCAAUUUCAUUUCUUUUCGGUUUAGUAGCUUGUCCUGGAAACCUGUAGGAAAAUAAUAGCAUAAAUUUACGUUUUUGUUUUUUGGUUUUUGUUUUGGCUGAGGUAGCCGCUAAAGCCAUAGACUAUUCCUAAUCUCCUCUUUUCCCGAAAUCUUUACACACGUUUAUUGUCUGCUCUUAUUUAUUGAUAACAACGAAAUAUUCCCGCAAAGAGUUUAUAACGUAGAACACUGUUGACUGAUGCUAAUCUCUUACGUAUCAGCUUUUAUACAAUGAUGUCUGUGAAUGCUUCUGUAUACAACUUCCUGAUUUUUUUAGAAAUCUUUAAAUGAUGUAUUAUUAAAACAAAAUAUGAAAAAAAGAAAAUGUUUUUAAAAACGACAACAGAUCUAAACCUUGCUUUUGUGUUACAUUUUUACGUUUCGUUCACAUUCGUUUUGAAAUGUUAUUUAUUUUAUUUAUUGUGCCGAGUGUUUCUUUUACAGUCGAUGUUUGUUUUCUGUAACGGCUGCAGGUAAAAAAAAAAUCUUUUCAAAUUUCUUCCAUUCGAUCAUGGUUACAUAUGUCCUGAAAAAGUAACCACGAACAAGAUAGCUGUUAAGUAGUGAGUUUCUUUACUUUCUAUGGGAAGUGCCACGGUGAAUUCUGAUGUGAUUAAAUGUCCAAA